Molecule: messenger RNA, 2259 nt
Organism: Bactrocera oleae (olive fruit fly)
Lineage: Eukaryota; Metazoa; Arthropoda; Insecta; Diptera; Tephritidae
Gene: pall
Product: F-box protein pallbearer
Biological process (GO): protein polyubiquitination
Molecular function (GO): protein binding
Source: RefSeq, a predicted model, not a curated record
GAAGACCAUUUCUAUAUGAUUUUAUUAACACUCGCAUAAAUAACUAAAUUUCACAAAUAUUAAAUGUGGAUAUAGGAGGAUGUCGAAAUGUCAAUUUUUGCUAAUGUGUCACUUUUUUGAUAUGCGAAUGCUGCCAGAGUUUAAUAUGGGAAAAAGGGAUGCCAAAAAAUAAACUUACAAAACAAACUCAAAUGAUUAAAAGAAAAUAAUUACAUGUCAUAUAUGUCAAACAUGUAUUUUAAAAACCUUUAAAAUUAUUACUUUCCUGAAAGUGAAACAAAAUAUAGCGUUUAGAAAAAUGAAAUAAUUUAUUUUGAAAUGGCGGUGCGCCCUCUAGUGAUUUAUUUUACAUUCUCUGCUGUUAGUUAUUUUCGCCGUUUGUUUUGAUAUCAUCUUUAAUCUCUACCUUAUUUCGUGAUUCCACUUCUAUAAAUUUUUUUCGCACAUAACAUUCUAGACGUGCAUGAACAAAGUGGCAGUAAACUAAUUUUAAUUGUAUGAAAAUUAAUUUUACAAUAGUUAAAAGAAUAAAAUAGCACGAUAAAUCACAAUGAAUUUUUUGGAACUACCAGAUUGCAUGUUAAUGGAAAUAUUUGAGUAUCUUACCUAUGAAGAGGUAUCCAAAAACCGAUUAGUUUGCAGAAGAGCAAAUCAAAUUUGUCAACAAGUUUUGAAUGGCGGUUUUAGUCGUGCUGUGCGACAACACUCCACCAUUUUCAAACGUAUCAAAUCAAUGUUACCGCGUAGAGAAUCAGAGAGACGGAAUCAUAGCUUAGCUCGACAUGCUGAUAUUCUUACAUCGAUAGAGACUCGUAUUUCGAUGCUCUCUAUGACAUAUAGUAAGUACAUAGAUCUGAAUCUGUGUUGCUUCAUACCUGGUCGAGUACUAGAUGAAAUCUUCCGAAUUCUUAUAUUGGUAUCAAAAACACGCAAAACACUCCGGCCGCAUGAAGUGCUGCAAGAGCUACGCGACAUAUCUUCUAUGGCAAUAGAGCACUUCGAUGAAAAAAUAGCAAAUAUUCUAAAGCCCUAUGUUGACGCCAGCAGCAACAGAUCUAGCGCCAUUGACCAUAAACGUAUAACGGCUGCAAGUUCCGGUUUGGGUAGCAUAAGCUUCAGUGUCACACAAAGUAAUUCCAAUAUGUGGACCCAGGCGAGUAGUACUUCAAAACUGUUGACAGCUUCAACUCGAACAUCACCGCUAAAAAUGCCCUGCAGUAACUGCAAUGAAGCUAUUCUUAAUAGAAUGGCUGCUCUUAUAAAUGUAAAAUCACCAAAUUCAGAUAGUUCGGAUUCAACUGAUUGGGAUUCCAUAUACACGACAGUGGGUGGGUGCUGUUGUUGUAAAACAACAAAUAUAAAAUCAGACAAUGACGCUAAACAGAAACGCAAUGGAUGUCCAGAGGCAAAAGCAACAAUGUCCAAAUACAAAAAACUUGAAUUAGAAUACAAAAAUGGUGUUCAAAGAAUGAAUCGGAUGCAACAAAUACAGGUACAGCAAUCACGUCGUUUGCAACAGACCAUGAGUACAAUUUCUACCAUGAGUACACAAAUAACUGAAUUAAAGAAACGUUUGGAGGAUUUGGAUGCAAAAAAUCGCGAAAUAUCAGCGAAUAUUAAACAGAUUAAUCCAGGUGCUGGCGAUUCGACAACUGCCACUACAAGCACUACUAGUGUUAUAGCUAAUCAAAAGGAUGAUGAUAUUGCACGUGAUGAUGACGAUGAUACUCUGGCAGGACCCUCAGCUGCUAAAAAACGUCGUUGCGAAGGCACUACAACGCCGCGGAAAAGAAUUUCGGAAUCAAACGAAAAUCUGGAAUAGAAUCCUUUUGAAAUAACAAAUUACAUACAGGAAUCAAAGGUAUUAACUCAUUUCAAGCAAUGUUUAAGAAAUAUAUAGAGAUGCAUAUAUAUGCGCAUAUUCUAAAGUAUGCUUUUAAAAGGUUUCAAUACUGUGUGGUCGUAUGUGGUGUUGAACUAUUUGUAUUGAAAUUCAUCUAUGCCCUUUAAACUACAAAUAUUGCUACCCAUUGUUUAAUAAGGUUCUAAUUAAGCCAUUGUAAAUAGCAAUUUUACACUUAUUUUUGUUGUAGAUAUCUAAAAUAUUUAUUUUGCUAGAAAGAUUUAUACAGCGUGGCGAAUGGCUCAAAAAAACACGUCUGGCGCAAACAUCUAAUAUAUAAAAACCUUUAGAAAGUAUUUGUAAACACCUAGCAGCUAUUUAUUUCUAUCUUGUUUAAAUAAAUUGACUUAUGCCUA